Balaenoptera ricei (Rice's whale) is the source of this 3828-nucleotide messenger RNA. RefSeq lists its product as uncharacterized. The record is from RefSeq and is a predicted model, not a curated record. Lineage: Eukaryota; Metazoa; Chordata; Mammalia; Artiodactyla; Balaenopteridae.
AUGGAGUUUGAGCUGAGCUGGGUUGUCCUUGUUGCUAUUUUACAAGGUGUCCAGUGUGAGGUGCAGCUGGUGGAGUCUGGGGGAGGCCUGGUGCAGCCAGGGGGGUCUCUGAGACUCUCUUGUGCAGUGUCUGGGUUCACCUUCAGUAGCUAUGCCAUGAGCUGGGCGCAGGCUCCAGGGAAGGGGCUGGACUGGGUCUCAGGUAUUAGUAGUGGUGGCAGCACAUACUCUGCAGACUCUGUGAAGGGCCGAUUCAUCAUCUCCAGAGACAACUCCAAGAACAUGCUGUAUCUGCAAAUGAACAGCCUGAGAUCUGAGGACACGACCGUGUAUUACUGUGCGAGGGACAGACAUUUUGAUUUGCAUUUCUCUAAUGAUUAUGAUUACUAUGGUAUAGACAUCUGGGGCCAAGGGAUCUCUGUCACCGUCUCCGCAGGGAGCCCGUCUGCCCCGACUCUCUUCCCCCUGGUCUCCUGUGUGAGCGCCCUGUCUGAUGAGAACCCGCUGGUCCUGGGCUGCCUGGCCCGGGACUUCCUGCCCAGCUCCAUCAGCUUCUCCUGGAGCUACCAGAACAAAAGCGAGAUCAGCGGCCAGAGCGUCCAGAGCUUCCCGGCCGUCCUGAGGGAGGGCAAGUACGCGGCCUCCUCCCAGGUGCUCCUGCCCCCCUCAAGCGUCCCCCAGGGGCCCGAAGAGCACCUGCUGUGCAUAGUCCAGCACCCCAACGGCAAACAGUCCGUGCAAGUGCCUGUCCAAGUAAGGUUAGAUCCACUGCCUCCCAACGUGAGUGUCUUCAUCCCCCCCCGAGACGCCUUCUCCGGCACUCCCCAGCGCACGUCCAGGCUCAUCUGCCAGGCCACAGACUUCAGCCCCAAACAGAUCUCCUUGUCCUGGUUUCGUGAUGGAAAGCGGGUGGUGUCUGGCACCAGUGAAGGCCCGGUGGAGACUGUACAGUCCUCGCCCGUGACCUUCAGGACCUACAGCAUGCUGACCAUCACGGAGAGCGACUGGCUCAGCCAGAGCGUGUUCACCUGCGAGGUGGAGCACAGCGGGAUGACCUUCCAGAAGAACGUGUCCUCUGUGUGCGGCCCCUCCGAUGUCACCAUCAGGAUCUUCACCAUCCCCCCGUCCUUCGCUGGCAUCUUCCUCACCAAGUCAGCCAAGCUUUCCUGCCUGGUCACAGACCUGACCACCUAUGACAGCCUGAGCAUCUCCUGGUCCCGCAACGGCGAGGCCCUGCAGACCCUCACCAACAUCUCUGAGAGCCACCCCAAUGGCACGUUCAGUGCCGUGGGUGAGACCUCUGUGUGCGUGGAGGACUGGGAGUCUGGAGACGGGUUCACGUGCACGGUGACCCACACAGAUCUGCCCUCGCCGCUGAAGCGCACCAUCUCCAGGCCCAAAGAGGUCGCCAAGCACAUGCCGUCCGUGUACGUGCUGCCACCAGCGCGGGAACAGCUGAGCCUGCGGGAGUCCGCCUCCGUCACCUGCCUGGUGAAGGGCUUCUCGCCCGCGGACGUGUUCGUGCAGUGGCUGCAGAAGGGGCAGCCCAUGUCCUCCGACAAGUACGUGACCAGUGCCCCGGCGCCCGAGCCCCAGGCCCCCGGGUUGUACUUCGUGCACAGCAUCCUGACAGUGAGCGAGGAGGACUGGAACAGCGGGGAGACCUACACCUGCGUCGUGGGCCACGAGGCCCUGCCCCACAUGGUGACCGAGAGGACCGUGGACAAGUCCACCGAGGGCGAAGUGAGCGCCGAGGAAGAAGGCUUCGAGAACCUCAACACCAUGGCCUCCACCUUCAUUGUCCUCUUCCUCCUGGGCCUCUUCUACAGCACCACGGUCACCCUGUUCAAGCAAGCCCAGCCACAGGAGGGCUUGUCCGACCUUGGGAGUGCCUGGUGUGUGCGGGUGGGACUCAGGAGGGGCGCCCAGCGCGUGUGCAGCUACCGCGCGCCCUGCAGACGUAUUUUUCAAGACCGCUUUUCAGAGCCCCAGGCUGGGCCCGGUGUGGCUGAGCCAGGGGCACUGAGGGCGCCACUGCCCCAGAGGGAAGGCGGGGCUGCCCGGACCCCCGACCGACCGGCAGGGCACGAGAGACCCUUCUCACGCCCCCUUUCUCUUUUGUCCUCUCUCGGGUCCUCAGGGAGCCCGUCUGCCCCGACUCUCUUCCCCCUGGUCUCCUGUGUGAGCGCCCUGUCUGAUGAGAACCCGCUGGCCCUGGGCUGCCUGGCCCGGGACUUCCUGCCCAGCUCCAUCAGCUUCUCCUGGAGCUACCAGAACAAAAGCGGGGUCAGCGGCCAGAGCGUCCAGAGCUUCCCGGCCGUCCUGAGGGAGGGCAAGUACGCGGCCUCCUCCCAGGUGCUCCUGCCCGCCUCAAGCAUCCCCCAGGGGUCCGAAGAGCACCUGCUGUGCAGAGUCCAGCACCCCAACGGCGACCAGUCCAUGGAAGUGCGUCUCCCAGCAUCGAAGCGGACUCCACCCCCCACGGUGUCCUCUGCGACGUCCCGGUCAGAGGGCUCCGCCCCAGCCCUAACCACUCCGAGGACCCCAGAGUGCCGGAACCACACCCAGCCCCCCAGGGUCUACCUGCUGCGCCCUCCCCUGCAGGACCUGUGGCUCCAAGGUGAGGCCAACUUCACCUGCCUGGCGGUGGGGGGCGACCUGCAGGCGGCCCGCUUGUCCUGGGAGGUGGCCGGGCAGCCCCAGAGCGGGCACAAGGAGGAGGCGCCCACAGAGCACACCAACGGGUCCUGGAGCCGGAGCAGCCACCUGGCCCUGUCCAGGGCCUCGUGGGCCAAGGGGACGCCCGUCACCUGCACGCUGAGUGGCCCCGGCCUGCAGUCCCCGGUGACUCUGGCGGCACAGAGAGAACACGAGGCCUCGGCACCCAGCAAGCCUGCCGUCCGCGUCCUGACCGUGCCCGGUCCACUGCCCCCUGCCGAGGCGGCCCCCUGGCUCCUGUGCGAGGUGUCCGACUUCUCACCGCCGGGCGUCCUCCUCACCUGGCUGGAGGGCCGGCGCGAGGUGGACCCUUCUUGGUCCGCCACGGCGCACCCCGCGGCCCAGCCUGGGAACUCCUCGUUCCACACCUGGAGCGUCCUGCGCGUCCCCGCCUUCCCGGGCCGUGCGGCUGCCACCUACACCUGUGUGGUCGGGCACGAGGCCUCCCGGACGCUGCUCGGCACCAGCUGGAGCCUGGGCGCCGGUGAUCUGGCCACCCUGCCCCCCCGGAGCCAGGACGAGAGCGGUGACGACUACUCAGAGCUGGAGGACACGGGCCGCCUGUGGCUCACCUUCGUGGCCCUCUUCCUCGUCACUCUGCUCUACGGCGGCUUCGUCACCUUCAUCAAGAGGCCUCCAGCCCCACCCCUGACCCCCACUCACUCUCCUCUGCCCACGGCAGAGCCCAGCCCCCGACACAGAGAGGAGGGCAUCGGGAUACAGGGAGGUCAGAGGACCCAGAAGGCUGAGGGCAAACAUCCGAGGACGGGGGCCGGCAGGGUCCGGGCAUGUAUCGGGGAGCUGCCACGACGAGGAAGCUGGGAGAGCCCCCUGCACCGAAGGAAAUGUGGACCUCAUUCCACAUGUUGGGGCUGGAAGUCAACAACACAUCUCACCCUCAACGCACCCGCCACCACACGUCUGGCUGGCGGGCUGGACAUGGCCCCGAAGACCUCCCGAUCCCUGAAGCCUGUGAGUGGGGACUGUGCAGAUGACUACGCCCGGGAUCCUGAGAUGCGCGAGGGUCCCAGCCUCUCGGCCCAGCGCCAUCACCAGGUCCUCACAAGGGGGAGGCACGGGGGACCUGGCACAAAGAGGAAGGGCCUGUGA